Molecule: messenger RNA, 1954 nt
Organism: Mycena citricolor
Lineage: Eukaryota; Fungi; Basidiomycota; Agaricomycetes; Agaricales; Mycenaceae
Source: the annotation of a GenBank genome assembly
UUGGCAUCCACUUCAUACUGAGUGAAGGGGACUGUGAUUCGAGUCUGUUGUUCAUGAGGAUAAUUACAUGGAACAUCAAUGGCAUCCGCACCAUUCCAAAGUAUCACCCGUACGCGCUUCGUUUCCUUGGGUCCGCGGUGAAGUGACGCGUUUGUUCGGACUGGGAGGUGGAACGCAAUGAAGACGCAUGAAGACGUGUUGAAUCAUCUUGGGGCGGACAUCAUCUGCUUUCAAGAGAUGAAGUCUUCGCGCUCUGCACUCCCCAAGGCGACUGCUCUCCCGCCAUCAUACCACUCUUUUUUCUCGUUUCCGACCCACAAGACGGGUUAUUCCGGCGUGGGUGUAUACACGCGUCCCACCCCGCUUAGCGCAGAUGAUAGACUGUCGAGCACACGCGACGUUGAUCCAACGUCUGCACCCCUCGACGUGGACGCUCAAGUACUCGAUAGCGAGGGCCGUACGCUUAUCCUCGACUUCGGCCUCUUCGUGCUCGUCAACGUGUAUUGUCCGAGCGACUCAGCAAGCCAGGCCGACCCUGAACGUGACGCCGAGCGGUUCCGCUUCAAGAUGGCGUUUCAUCAGCUGCUGAAAGAACGCGUGCGCCAGCUAGUGCAUCUGCAGGGACGGGAGGUUGUUGUCGUAGGCGACCUGAAUGCGUGUGCAGACGUCAUUGACCAUGCAGAGGGUGCGCUCAUCGAGGCGCGAGGGGAAGGCGGGUUCUGGGAGUAUGAGCCUCGCAAGUGGUUGAGAGACUGGCUGGUAGAUUCGUCGUUGGCGGUGGGGGGUGGAUGUUUGGUGGACGUCGUGCGCAAGUUCUGGCCCGAGCGAAAGGCCAUGUAUACAUGCUGGAACACCAAGAUGUCGGCUCGCGCUUCCAACUAUGGCUCACGCAUCGACUACAUCCUCGUCACGCCCGGUCUGCUGCCUUGGAUCAAAGCCGCGGACAUCCAGCCUGACGUCAAGGGCAGCGACCACUGUCCCGUGUACAUCGAUCUGCAUGACCAAAUCACGCUGGAGUCCGGGGUGUUCGUGAAACUUGCCGAUGUGCUGGGGAACCCGGAGCCUGGUGCCGAGCCACCCAGAUUGGCAGCCAAGUUUUGGGAGGAGCAUCGGCAGCGAGGGGUAGACACGUUCUUUGGGAAGGCCGGCGCGAAGCAGGUGGUCGCUUUAAAAAAGGAUAGCCCGGUGGCGGAGAUGAAGGCACCUAGUGCAUCUCCUCCAGAAGACACUCCAAAGAGAGAACGGGACAUUCUACAAUCCUCUUCGUCAUCGUCUUCAUGCUUGCCCAUUGCAGCGAAGUCGCCAUCGCCUGCGUCGACUGCGAAGAGGAAGCAGAAUGGGCCGACCCCGUCAUCAUCCAACUCCAAAAGGCCGAAGAACGGCCAGCCCACGCUCGCCUCGUUCUUCGGCUCCAAGUCCGCAUCCGCAUCGCAAUCUUCCGUGACCCACUCCUCGGAGUCAACAAUCGACUCGGACUACCAACUAGCGCUAGCGCUCUCAGCGGCUGAAUCUGAGCCCUCCUCCAGUCCACCGAAUCCACACACGGCACGCGCCUGGACGACGAUUCUUGCUCCAUUGGAACCUCCUAGAUGUAGUGUACACGAUGAGCCGGCGAAAGUGAUGACGGUGAACAAACCGGGGCCGAAUCGAGGGAAGACUUUCUUCGUCUGUUCGCGCCCCGUGGGACCUGGGUACGAUCGUGGACGGGCUGAGAGGUUGAGGGAAGAGGUUGAUCCACGAUGGAAAUGCGAUUUCUUCCGAUGGGCUGCGGAUGUGAGAGCGGAGAUGGUUAGGAAGGAGAAGGAUAAGUGAUAACGACGCUUUUCACCUCGGCCUCAAUUUUCUUGCGUGUAGCCAUACUUGUACAUAUAGUUCGAGAUCCUGUCCGAGUAGAAAGCAUAAUCUACCAGCAGUGGUGGUUCAUUCGUAUGAGUACGACCUGCUUUGGAAUUGC